AGAAAUGGAACUGCAUUGAAUUAUCGGAUUAACCUGAAUCCGUUUGAGUCGAGACAACUCAAAGAUGCGAUCUGGAUUUACCAAUGUGUGGCGGUUUUUAUAUCAGUGGAUAGGUCUUGUUCUCGUGGUUGCGGCAGUGGAUGGCACCCCUAAUCGGAGGUCAAUGAUACAACGAAAUGUACCGCUUUCUUUACACAAAUGGCCCUACGCAAUUGUGCCGUACAUUUUUGAUGAGUCGUUUGACAUUUCGUUAAAAGAAUACGUUGAUGAAGCGAUGAGAUAUAUUGAACGAUGUUCCUGCGUUGGGUUUGUAAAAUGGACGGAUCAACCAAACCAUGUGAAAUUUGUAAGCCGACAUGGGUGCUCCUCCGAUGUAGGGAUGCAGUACAUGAAAGAUUCUCAAGCAGUUUCCAUCGCCAAGAGCUGUGCGACUGGCAAAGGUGUGGUAGUGCAUGAGCUGAUGCACGCGCUGGGGUUCGUCCAUGAACAUCAGAGACCAGACAGGGACGAGUAUAUCAAAAUAUUAAAGUCGAAUAUUAACCCAGAUUCGAGGGCCCAGUUUCGUCCCAGGACAGACCUGAAACUCCUUGCCGCCUACGACCUCGACUCGAUCAUGCAGUACCCCGAGAACUUCGGCGCGAAGAAGAAGGGAAAACCAACCAUCACCCAGCUGGUCGAUCGGGACAAGUAUAAAAUCGGACAGCGAGACCAUUUGAGUGAGAUUGAUAAAUAUGAAUUGAACAAACUUUAUUGUGACACAGUGUAAUACAGGCAAUAGAGACGUCACGAAAACGGCUAUUUACGUAUGCCUUUACGUGCAACGUCAUGCCCUCUAUACAUGGGUUGCCUCAAACUAACUGAAAUAUUUGGGAAGUAGCAGUUUUUUUAUCAUUAUAUAAUAAUAUUAUGAGCAAGCUGGAGAUGAAAACUCGGCCCUGUACCUUCCAUUAGGUGAUGUAACAACAUACGUUCAAAUGUAUAGAAAUACCUGGUACAGAGCAUAGUCUUCAACUACAGAUAUCUAAGUUCAUCACAUGUAUGUGUCUUUCGUGAAUAUGUUGGACUACAUUCGAUUCCGUUGAAUCCGCCAAUCCGUUUUUUCGACGGUACAUGUAUAAGUGGAGGAGUACAUGUAAUCAUACAGUGUGAUGGGCUUAUGAAAUCACUUCGACAGAGACCACGGUGGCUAAGGUAUCGGUUGACCGAAGAAAAAUACGUGUUUACCUGGAGAGGAAAACACGACACAAAAGAAACAUAUAAAAGAUUAGUUCAUUCUGAGGGGCGUAAGGCUCGCAUUUAUUAUUUUUAUCCGAUUGUACCCCUCCAACACUGUAAUGGGAGGGCCUUGUUUCUAUUGUGUUGCAAAGGUAAACCAAUACCUUUUAGUACCCACCGUGGAGACACUCGGUGCUCCCUGGUAAACUUUCUGAGAGUUUCAUCUGGCCGCGCUGAGGACAGGAAACGGCCGAGUUACCAGUAUAUCAGUCAGGCAAGGAUCCCUGAAUUGUGAAUUGUCAGCAAAUCGGGUAGUUUCGCGCUCACACCCGAAGAUUCGACUACCGCUUUAGUCUUGGAUUCUAAGCAUAACCCGUGUCAUUUUCUUAAAAUAGUCUAUUUCGACGAUGAUUUCCCAAAUCGCUUUAUUUGUGUAAGGUUUAGCAAGAUAUCGCACCGGGAUAUAGCACAUUAUUUUUACUCGUUCAGAAAAAUGCGGUACGUAAUGUCUAUUCGGCCACGUGUCGGCACAGCCAGAUCGAGCUAUCUUCUUGAACUCCCCGAUAGCUACGCCAUUACAUAAUAUAUCCUCAGUGGCAUAAUCGAAUCGAGGAGUUUCCAUGGUUUUUCGCCUGAACUGGCGACAACUCGCCGUUCGGGGAUUCUGAUUGCCUGACUGGUACAUCCUCUAUUUGAAUUGUCACAGUCUUGCCACCAGGCUUUUAUUCCACGUUCAGCUUUCUGAACGAUCCGACCAUCCCCCAACUG
This is a messenger RNA of Lineus longissimus, 1983 nucleotides long. RefSeq names its product astacin-like metalloendopeptidase. Bases 65 to 766 code for a protein of 233 amino acids. The transcript has 5 exons. NCBI's taxonomy places the organism in Eukaryota, Metazoa, Nemertea, Pilidiophora, Heteronemertea, Lineidae. The record is from RefSeq and is a predicted model, not a curated record. Gene Ontology annotation, biological process: proteolysis. Gene Ontology annotation, molecular function: zinc ion binding; metalloendopeptidase activity.